Messenger RNA from Aspergillus viridinutans, 315 nucleotides. RefSeq lists its product as uncharacterized. The record is from RefSeq and is a predicted model, not a curated record. The transcript is spliced from 2 exons. NCBI's taxonomy places the organism in Eukaryota, Fungi, Ascomycota, Eurotiomycetes, Eurotiales, Aspergillaceae. The coding region runs from base 1 to 315 and encodes 104 amino acids. Gene Ontology annotation, molecular function: heme binding; monooxygenase activity; iron ion binding.
AUGUCCGUCGAACUGCUCCAGCUCACAAUCAACGCUCUCAGGGUUGGUUGGGAAUAUGGCCUCCUCACGCAGCCGGGCUUUACGCACGACCCCAACGUUCAACCCGAUUCAACGACCUUCAAGCCUGAGCGGUUCCUCGAAGCCGGCGGCAAUAUACCGGAGCUAGACCAUCACAUACUAUCCUUUGGGUUCGGACGUCAUGUGAGUCCAGGCAAACUCCUUGUGGACGGUAUUCUCCUUAUUGUUGCCCAAUCAUUAGCUGUGUUCGACUUCAGCAAGGGCGUAGAGGAUAUCCAGCUCGAGUCUGCCCGGUAG